Messenger RNA from Ixodes scapularis (black-legged tick), 731 nucleotides. RefSeq lists its product as uncharacterized. The coding region runs from base 117 to 731 and encodes 204 amino acids. The transcript has 2 exons. The record is from RefSeq and is a predicted model, not a curated record. NCBI's taxonomy places the organism in Eukaryota, Metazoa, Arthropoda, Arachnida, Ixodida, Ixodidae.
UGGCAUUGGAUGAAGAGUCGAAGGAAUUAACAGUCAUCAACACCCAUCGUGGCCUUUACAGCUUCAAUCGCCUUCCGUUUGGAGUUGCUUCCGCGCCGGCGAUUUUUCAGAGGAAAAUGGAGAGCAUGCUCGCAGAUCUGGAGGGCGUGCAAGUGUACCUGGACGACGUCCUGGUAGCGGAACAACCGGGAACCGACAACCUGAGCAGGGUGCUGCAACGCUUCCGGGACAUGGGUGUCAAGCUUCGGCGAUCAAAAUGCCAAUUUAGGAAGCCGGACAUCACUUACCUGGGCCACCAGAUCGACAAGGAAGGACUACAUCCAAUCGAGAAAAACUUGGAGGCCAUCCGAGAUGCACCGACGCCGUCAAAUGUUCAAGGAGACUCCUGGGACCUUGGAGCACCGGUGUGGGUCCGCAACUUCGGCCAAGGUGAAAGAUGGUCACCGGGGACCGUCCAGAACAAGCUCGGGUCAAGGAUGCUGGUCAUCGAGACUCCGGAGGGAACAGUCCGUCGACACAUGGACCAGGUCCGCGGCAGACAAGGUCCGACUGAAAGUCUGGGUGGCCCUAAAAACGGUUCGGACAACGUCGGGCCGCCAGUGACACUAGGACAGCCGGACAGCCAGGGGCCACCGAGCGAUGAAGACGCGCCAGCCCCCGACGGUCAAGACCAACCAGCCUUACGACGCUCAACGCGGACAGGGAAACCGAUCGAUCGUUUGCAAUAUUAA